AUGACAGAUCGAUCUCAGUCAGAGAUCAUUAGAGAUAACCCUAUCGGAACCGGCCUUGCUGUCUUUCACGCAUCAUUCUAUUCGAUCUGCGACGAGAAGGAGGUGCCGCGCACCCCUGACGCGGUGGGCCAACUUGACCAAGAAGAUCUCCAAACCGUUGUCCUCCUCCUUCUUUCGACGCUACAGAUCCUUCCCGCCUCUCGUCUGCUCCGCUCCAGCGGCACAGGCAAAAACGUCCUCGGCGACAUUGCAAGACUCAAUUCGGCCGUUGCUUCCGACGACUUCGACCUCGACCGUAUCAAGCCCCUCCUGCGUGCAGCCCUCGCCGAUGAUCCAAACGAUGCCCUGAUCUGGGAUCAAGUCUACCGGGCCGUCGCCAAGUCCACCCCUCCUCCCCGCCUGGUGCCAUCUGUACUAUCUUCCUUCCAGCAAACCCCAUGGCUACACAACACUGGCAGUUUCGCCAACUCCUCGGAAUACCGUCAAGAUGUGGACAGGGUCCUCAGGUUGGAGCUUGGUCCUCUCUAUGUUGGGCUUCCUGGCGCCCGCGAGGCUUUUUUCAGGCGCGUGGCAGGCCUGCAUGCAGCUUCUGAGGCCGUCUUGAAGAAGUGCACCGAAGGCGACGAUCCACUUUUUGGCAGCGAAGGGUGGCGCGGAUGGCCGUCAGAUGCAAAGGAAAGCGACGUACUGGCAUGGUUUGACGAUAUAAUCCCAAAGUUGGACGCAUUUACAGAGACCUAUAGGCCGACCCCAACACGCCGACGAAGACCACUGGCACGGCCUAAUAAGCCGAUUCAGGGUUCAACAGGAGAGCGGAAGCUGGACAUCGGCUUGGUCGAUGACCCUGAGGCCGGAAAAGAUUCAAAAUGUCACUGGUCGCAUAUCCUUGUGCCUGGAGAGCUCAAGAGCAACCGCUCUGCCGACAAAGCCUCAAAGGCAUGGCUUGAUCUGGGGAGGGAUAUAACCAUUUCCAGGCCGCCCGUGGUAGAUUUGGUGGAGCCGCGUCCAGAGUCCGGGCUAGAGGCAUGA
Messenger RNA from Pyricularia pennisetigena, 1029 nucleotides. RefSeq lists its product as uncharacterized. Bases 1 to 1029 code for a protein of 342 amino acids. The record is from RefSeq and is a predicted model, not a curated record. NCBI's taxonomy places the organism in Eukaryota, Fungi, Ascomycota, Sordariomycetes, Magnaporthales, Pyriculariaceae. The transcript has 3 exons.